AUUUGAAAAGAAACAAAACUGAUUUGUUAAAUAAUCAGGCAAUCCCAUCGAACCUUCAACGCUUCUAACUACUAUUCCUUAUCGCUAACGCUAGUAUCAUUAUUAUAUUAUCUGCUUAUCGCUGCAAGCUGCACAACAUCGACGUUGCAAACUCGGCUUUUGAAGUAAAAUCAUAUCGCAAGUCUUGAUAUAAUUGGAUAGACCUGUGUUUUGCUACCUUGAAAUAUAGAAUUCAAUCGUAUAAUUGGCUGAUUCCAAAGUCCAGCUAACUCUACCGCUCAUUAAGAAGUGAUUUCUAGUUCAAAUCAUUUUUCACACAUUUCUCAGUUCCACACUUUCUCCAUGACAAACCUGACUUCUCCAGCAGUCCAAGCGGUACAAUCUCCGCAAUUCCAGUCGUACUUGAAUAACGACGGUAUCGAUGAAUUGACGCCUAUCUCCAGAAAGCACAGGGUUUCGAAUCUCUCCUUGUCGGACUUGAACCAGUGGCAGAAUGGCUUGACCAAGUUGUCUUCUUCCACUUCUUUGUCCAACAAGAGCUCGCUGAGCAACUUGAAGAAGGUGGAUUCGUUAGCAAAGUUGCUGAGAAAUUCGUCCAUUAUCAGGAGAAAGAAGAAAACUGUCAUUGACCAUCCUAGAGUUGCAUCGUAUGCCUUUUGUUUCGAUAUAGAUGGUGUCAUCUUGAGAGGACCAGAUACGAUUCCCGAAGCUUCUAAAGCUUUAAAGAUGUUGGGUGGCGAAAACAAGUACAACAUUACUGUUCCUUCCAUUUUCGUCACCAACGGAGGUGGUAAGCCAGAAUCGGCCCGUGCCACGGAUUUGUCCAAGAGAUUGGGUGUCAACAUUACUCCAGAGCAAAUCAUCCAAGGACACACCCCUAUGAAGGAUUUGGUGAAUGUCUAUAGUUCGGUGCUUGUUGUGGGAGGUGUAGGAAAUGUCUGUAGAAACGUGGCCGAAUCUUACGGUUUCAAGAAUGUCUACACUCCGUUGGAUAUCUUGAAAUGGAACCCUGCUGUGACUCCGUACCAUGACUUGACCGAGGAAGAAAAGGUAGCUGCUAGAGCAGUUGAUUUCUCAAAGAUUUCCAUUGAAGCUAUUCUCGUUUUUGCAGACUCCAGAAACUGGGCUGCUGACCAACAAAUCAUAUUAGAAUUGCUCUUGAGUAAGAACGGUGUGAUGGGCACAGAAUGUACCACAUACGAUGAAGGUCCAUCCAUUUACUUUGCUCAUUCAGAUUUUAUCUGGGCCACCAACUACAAGUUGUCCAGAUACGGUAUGGGUGCACUUCAGGUGUCCAUUGCUGCGUUGUACAGAGAACACACAGGCCACGAGUUGAAGGUGAACAGAUUUGGUAAGCCUCAAAAAGGAACCUUUAAAUUCGCCAACAAGGUAUUGGCCCACUGGCGUCAGGGUGUAUUGGAUGACCACUUGAAGAAGUUGUCUAUUGAUGAUCCAAACUCGCACGAAGCUGAUAUCUUGAUCAACGAACAGGGCGAAGAAAUUAUUAACCAGGCGAAGUUGGAAUCGUACAACUACGAUUCAGACGAAGAUAGUUCCGAAGGCGAAUUCAAAGAGCCUUUAGCUGUAGUUGGAAAGGAAGACAAGAUCACUUUAGAAUUGCCUCCGGCAUCAACGGUGUAUUUCGUUGGUGACACUCCUGAGUCUGAUAUCAGAUUUGCCAACUCGCACGAUUCGUCGUGGCACUCUAUCCUUGUUAAGACCGGUGUCUACAAGGAUGGAACCGUACCCAAGUAUACCCCAAAAUAUCUCUGUGAGAACGUUUUGGAAGCAGUGAAAUAUGCUAUUGAGAGAGAACACGAGAAGGAGUUAUUAGAAUGGAAUGAAACUGCUGUAGAAGACGAUGACGACAAGAGCAUCAGAAUCAACUUCUCUGAUUUAAUGAUGACUCCUUCUUCUACAGUAGAAAAGGAAAAGACUCCAGUACCAGCAAUUGUCAAAAGACCUCACCCUGUCGUUGUUGCUCAAGAUCUCGAAGAACUCGAAGUUCCACUGUUGUUAAGUCAAGAAAUCGAGAAGGUCAAGGACGUCAAAGUUACCAAGUAGUCUUCUCUUUUCUUCAUUAGCGAGUUAACAUAAUUAUUAUUCCAAGUGAACAAUAUAUAUUCUUUAAUUUAAAUCUCUCAU
This is a messenger RNA of Scheffersomyces stipitis CBS 6054, 2145 nucleotides long. RefSeq lists its product as uncharacterized. NCBI's taxonomy places the organism in Eukaryota, Fungi, Ascomycota, Pichiomycetes, Serinales, Debaryomycetaceae. Gene Ontology annotation, cellular component: mitochondrion. The record is from RefSeq and is a predicted model, not a curated record. The transcript has a single exon. Bases 343 to 2064 code for a protein of 573 amino acids. Gene Ontology annotation, biological process: glycerophospholipid biosynthetic process.